Prosopis cineraria is the source of this 1047-nucleotide messenger RNA. RefSeq lists its product as uncharacterized. Gene Ontology annotation, molecular function: protein binding. The record is from RefSeq and is a predicted model, not a curated record. NCBI's taxonomy places the organism in Eukaryota, Viridiplantae, Streptophyta, Magnoliopsida, Fabales, Fabaceae. Bases 132 to 842 code for a protein of 236 amino acids. The transcript is spliced from 7 exons.
CUUUCUUCGCUUUCCUUGCGCUCUGGCUCUUCCUUGACCUUAGACUUGGAGCCUGGUACUCAGUUCGGAGCUUGUUUUGCAGUACAUUUGGCAAGGAAUUUAUUGAUUGAAUUGAGUUGUGAGGCACAUAGAUGAGCAUGGGUGAGAUUGUGGAGGAGGAUGAGUUGAAUCCCCUUGUUGGCUCUGACGAUGGGCACGAGUUCGAGACUAUUAGUAAGGUCGAGAUCGUCCUCAAAACCAUUGGCCCUGCUCGCCCAUCUCGUCUUCUUGUUCCCUCUUCCUCAAAGGUUCGUGACUUGAGAGGAUUAAUUGCCAGCAAUGGUGGUUUACCUAUUGAUAACUUGAGUCUUAUUCUGCGUGGAAAUGUAUUAUAUGAUAUGAAAAAUGGAGAUGACGUGUACAUUCAACUUAAUGAUGGUGAUUCUCUAAUUGUUGCUGUCAAACCAAAGCCACCAGUUCGUGAUGGAUAUGAUGAUGAUGACGACGAUGACCUGAAGUUUAAGCUUCCCCAUUCAUCAAGUCAGUGGAAGAAGAGGCUGUACUCUUUUCUACAUGAUAACUUGAAGCUUCCAGAUAUCCUUUUGAUGUUUAUAUUCUCUCUGAGCUUGAAAGCAUGGGUUCUCACACUUAUGUGGUUUAUCCUCGCACCCAUUGCCCAUAAAUGGGAUCUUGGACCUUUAUAUAUACUUGCUACAGGUUUUUCUCUAAUUCUCUUUAAUCUUGGAAAGCGCCAAGCUGGUGAUGUAAGUGCAUAUUCUAUAUUCAAUGAAGAUUUUAGAGAGCUUCCAGGGACCCUUAAUGCAGAUCGGCUUGACAGAGAUAUAAGAGCAGGACAGCUUUGAACAACCAAACACCCAAAAAAAAAAAAAAUAUGUACAUAUCUGCGCGAAGGAUCGAGAUUUUGAUUAGCCAAGUUGGUAAACGCCCAUAAUUCUUUUUUUAUUUUUUGUAUUUUAGCUGUGUCCUGAAAAUACUGUAUGUGUUAGUUUGAUAUAUCAAAAUUAUUUAUGAGGUGCACAUGUGUGGAUGACCAUGUUUUUGGUCACA